This is a messenger RNA of Penicillium expansum, 1176 nucleotides long. Its product is annotated as Major facilitator superfamily domain, general substrate transporter. The transcript is spliced from 2 exons. Lineage: Eukaryota; Fungi; Ascomycota; Eurotiomycetes; Eurotiales; Aspergillaceae. Gene Ontology annotation, biological process: carbohydrate transport; transmembrane transport. Gene Ontology annotation, molecular function: carbohydrate:proton symporter activity. Bases 1 to 1176 code for a protein of 391 amino acids. Gene Ontology annotation, cellular component: membrane. The record is from RefSeq and is a predicted model, not a curated record.
AUGUUCGUGAUUGCUCGUGGAGUUCUUGGCUGCGGAACAGUUUUCCUUGGAGCAUCUGGCGCUCCGUUGAUCACAGAGAUUGCACAUCCAGCGCACCGAGCUACAGCAACAGCUAUGUUCAACACAACCUACUCCCUCGGAGCAAUUGUUGCGGCCUGGUCAACCUUUGGGACAUUCCGUAUCGAUGGCAGCGCUGCAUGGCGAAUUCCUUCAGCCCUCCAAGGCCUUCCGUCCCUUGUGCAACUGCUUGGUUUAUACUUUGUUCCAGAGAGCCCACGUUGGCUUGUAUCCAAGGAUAGAAGCAACGAAGCGCUUGAAAUCCUUAGUAAAUACCACGCAGAAGGAGACCAGGCCGACCCGCUCGUUCUUUUCGAAUUCAACGAGAUCCAAGAGGCUCUCGCAUAUGAACGCAGUUUGGGCAAGAAUACCUGGAUCGAGAGUUAUUUGCAGUUUACUCGUUCUGGUGGGAAUCGGAAGCGCUUGUUUAUGUUGUUCUGGAGCGCGUGUUUCGCUCAGAUGUCGGGCAACGCUUUUAUUUCAUACUACCUCUCCCCGGUUUUGUCGAGUGUGGGAUUGACAAGCAGUCUAGAGCAGACCUUGAUCAAUGCAACCCAGCAGAUGCUUUCAUGGUUUUCUUCUUUAUAUUUCGCCACUCUUCCCAAUAAGCUUGGACGUCGAGUUCUAUUCCUUGGUUCAGGAGCGAGUAUAUUUCUUUGCCUUGUUGGUAUCACUACUGGCAGUGCUAUUUUCGCCCAAGAUGCUUCAAACAAAGCGGCAGGUGGCGCAGUGGUUGCCUUCCUCUAUCUUUUUUCACCAUGCUACAAUUUUGGAUUGAACGGGAAUCUCGGUCUCUACAUUGCGGAGAUCCUACCUUACCAUCUUCGCAUGAGAGGUCAGGCUUUAUUCCAGCUUUUCUCCACUUGCUUCACCCUACUCGCAACCUACGCCUUUCCCAUUGGGCUACAAAACAUCACAUGGAAAUUCUAUAUCAUCUUUAUUCCAUGGGUUGCCAUCGAGUUCAUUGUGGUGUACUUUAUCUACCCGGAAACCAAGGGAUACUCACUUGAAGAAAUCGCGGUCAUUUUUGAUAAAGAGAGGGCGGCAGGUCUCCGGAAUGAUCUAUGCGCGGAUAGCAAAGAGGUUGAUGUUGAACAUUCUGAAGUUGUUAGCAAGUAG